Molecule: messenger RNA, 2605 nt
Organism: Prinia subflava (tawny-flanked prinia)
Lineage: Eukaryota; Metazoa; Chordata; Aves; Passeriformes; Cisticolidae
Exons: 1
Coding region: 1750-2490 (246 amino acids)
Source: RefSeq, a predicted model, not a curated record
UCCAUCCCUGCACACCCACAUUCAGCCUUACAUCCACCUUAGGACACCCACACCCAUCGCUACACCCCCCCAGGACACCCGUAUCCACCCUGGGACACUGCAUCCAGCCCUGCAUCAACCCAGGACUGCCGAGACUCCCCACAUCCAACACAGCACCUUAUUCGAGACCCCCCCACAUCCAUCCCCACAGUGAUCCAAGACCCACCGCCUCCAGCCCUGCAUUGAUCCGAGUCCCUGCCUUGAACCUCCUCAUCCACCCCUACACCGACCUGGGGCCCCUGGUACCCUCCUCAUCCAGCCCUGCACUGACCCCGGGAUCUCCCAGACCACUGGGAUCCACCCCACUGACCCAGAACACUGCUUCACCCACCUGCACUGACCCAUAGCUACUCAUUCCCAUCCUCAGCACCUCUGCAUCCACCUCCACAUGGACCUGGGACUCUCAGGACCCUCACACCCACCUGAAACUAUUCAUCCCCUUGACCCAGGACCCCCCAUUUCCACCCUCAGGGCUCCCUACAUUCACCCCUACACUGGCCUGGGACCCCCCCUAGCUGCAGCAGCCCCUACACAGGGUAGUAACAUCACACAUGUUACACAAUCACAGAAUAUUCCAGGCUGGAAGGGACCCCCAAAGAUCAUCAAAGCCCAACUCCUGGCCUUGCCCAGGACAGCCACAACAAUGCAGCCCUGUGCCUGAGAGCGCUGCCUAAAUAUUCCAACAUACAUCUCUUUAUCAUCAAUGGAUGAUCUGUACAUGUGAAUAUUCCUAACCAACAGCUCACAAAAAACAAGGCAAGAUUUAAAAUAAAGUGUCACCUUACUAAGGACUGACACUUCUACACUGACAGGAGAAACAACCCAGACCUUACAGACCAGAGAGUACAUCUAUCAGUCAACCAUGGCCUACUUACUGUGCCCCUGUGCUUAAAAAGAGGCAAGCAGAAGCCCCUCCCUCUCCCAAACUACCUUAAUUAGGAAAUCAGCCUGUUAAUUGAUUACCAGAACUAUAAAACUGCUGUAAGUAACACUAACAGUAAAGAGUCAAGAAUAUCAAGGGGUCUUUACAGGAAGGAGCUGAAGGUGAGUAGAAGUAUUUAUUUUCUUAUUCCUUUAUUUUUUAAUAUGCUAAGAGAAGAGGGCUGUAGUCUUUUUAAGGAACACUUCCUUUUUACAGUAAUUGUAAAUCCAGGAGAUAUUUAUUAUUGUUUAACAUGCAUUUAGAGCAAAGAUGGGUUUGGCCCUUCCCUAGCCUACCCUAGUCCCUCAGGAAGGAGUUAAUAGUGAGGGUUAUCCAAUAUAUGAGGCUAAAAGUAAGGAGAGGUGCCCUUCAACCUCUCCCAUCUUAGCUAGAGCCUGGUUUUUGUGCCUCCUUUGCAAAGGAACUCAAUUCUAGCUGAGGUUAGAGGCCCUCUGACUUUAGGAGUGAGGAUAAAAUGCCCUUAUCCCCUGUACAAAGCUAAGAGUAGUGAUAUACAGGCUGAGGUAAAAUAAAUACAACUUCAGGGAGACUCCAUGAUGGCCUCUGAGCAACUAACAGGUUGUGGUGGAACUGUUCUACUGUAAAAGACAGGCUGGGUUCCCUCCUAUGUGUCCUGGAUCCUGCUCAGCCCCUUGCAAGGCUGAGACAGGAUUUUCCCAAGAGUGGUCACACUACUGUAAGUCUGUAAUCCAUUGGUGAACAGGUUUAUCCUGACAGGGUUAUCCUGGUCUCUCUUUAUAAGCCAGGGAGCUGUUGGAUUCUGCACCAUGAUGUCCACCCAGAGGCACAGCACCAGCAUUCUGACCAGAAAGGAAAUCCUAGAAAAGGGGUUCUUGGCCAGCUCCUCCAGCCAUAGCCAUUCUUCUCCUGUUGUGAGUUAUUACAUGGAUGCUAGCAGUGCUUCCAGACCUGACACUUGGGAGCUUCCCGUGGACUUGGACAGCACAGCAAGCGGCAGCUCUCUGUGUGUUGUCAAGCAGGCAGAGUCUCUGAGCAGCUGUGUGAAGACUGAGCUGCACAGCCUGACCCAGGGCGUCUCUGACCUCAGUCUUGUCUGCUUCUGCAAGGCCCACCGUGGCCAGGCCACCCUUGAGCUCUCUGGUUUGCCCUGUGAGCACCCUAGCAGAGAUGGCUGCCUGGGGAAUGUGGCAUCACAGAACACCUCGACACCUUGCAAGAAAGACAAGCACUUCAAACUGCUGGAGACCCUGCCCUUCAAGAGCUCUGAGCUCCUAGGAGACAGCUCCGUGUCAGCACCCAGGUGGGACAUCUCAGCAAUAAAAUCCUUUAUGGAUACCAGCAUGUCCCUUGAUGUGAGCACUGAGGAGUUCUGCUUACUGGGAUGCUCCAAACCAGACACAUCAUCCCUGGAGACCCCUGUGGUGGUUCCUCUGGCUUGGCCUGGUGCCUUCAAGAAGCACCCCAUGCUGAUCCACAGGUCUGCCACCCAGGAGGCCCAGCCGAGUGACCCUGAUGCUGUCCCUGUGUUUCUGCACCAGGCUCUGUGAUGCUGUCCCUGUGUUUCUGCACCAGGCUCUGUGAUGCUGUCCCUGUGUUUCUGCACCAGGCUCUGUGAUGCUGCUGCCCCAGCUCAGGCUGGAGCUGCUGCGUUCCUGCCCCUCC